AUUAAAACUACUAACACAGAUGAAAUUGAUUCGGAAUCUAAUGACCUGGAAGAGAAUGACGAGAAAGAAAUUAAAAAUCUCAUAGAGGAUAAGAAAAAAUGGGAUCUUAGACCCCCGAAAAAAAUAAAUUAUAUUGAUGUGUCAAAUUCUGAUUUAUCGGAAAAUGAUUCCAUUUCUCGAGAAAGUACACCAUGUCCCACAAAUAUUUUAGCACCAAAUAUGGCCUUCAAAGUAGAUGACGACAAAUCGAAUGAACAAGAAAAUGACAAUUAUGAAGAUAGAGAUAAAUACGAUGCAGAAAGUCUCGAAGAACUGCAUUCAUCUAACAUUGCGUUAUCACCCAAGACUUGUUUACAACAACAAACAUCAUUGUUAUCUGUUUUGAAACAAUAUUGUGCAAGAGAAACAACCUCACCAUACGACCCGGCUCACAGUUUCAUUAUGGACCUAUCACCAUCAUCAAAAAUAAAGGAUGGAUUCAGUUACGAACAGUGGUCUGAGUUUUUGAAGAGAAGACCCGAUGCAGUUAAAAAAACUUACCAUCACGAAAUCGAACCGUUUAUUGUGCACUUGUUUGAAAAUAAUAUGGACUUAUCUCAAGCCCGUUUGAAGUGGUAUGAACUUCGAAAUGUGGUUGCUCCUACCUACAAUAAUGAGUUCUCAUAUGCAGAAAAUGACUGGGAAAAAAUUAAACGUUGGAUUGAACGAGUAAUAGGGCAAUUCCUGGAUGCAUUUGAAUCAUAUAGAAACCCUCUACAAAAUAAUUGUCUUGAACGUGAAUGGACGGGAGAUUAUAUCAUACCUUUAAUACAAGGUGUAUUAAAAUUAGAUGGCACGUGUUCUAUCCCAUGGGGAGAGAUAUCAGUAUUAGCAACUCAACGUCGUCGUAAUAACGAGAAGGAUAUUAAUAUUGAAAAAGUAACCAGAAGUCAUCUGGCUGAUUUACUAUGUAAAUACGAGCAGUAUGAAAUUGUUUGCGGAUUAAUAUGUGGUGGCCCACACUUUUAUGAUCUAACCAAACAUUCGUCCGACCAAUUUAAUUUACCACGGAUGAUGAAAGAUAUGUUUGACGAUUUAGAAUUAAAAUUUCUUUUAUUCUGGCAAAGAUGGAUCACAAUUGUAUAUAAUUGGAAUACAGACGUAUAUGACAGAAGUUAG
Messenger RNA from Diversispora eburnea, 1158 nucleotides. Lineage: Eukaryota; Fungi; Glomeromycota; Glomeromycetes; Diversisporales; Diversisporaceae. The record is from the annotation of a GenBank genome assembly.